Oncorhynchus nerka (sockeye salmon) is the source of this 6724-nucleotide messenger RNA. It is a transcript of the gene osmr, whose product is annotated as oncostatin M receptor. NCBI's taxonomy places the organism in Eukaryota, Metazoa, Chordata, Actinopteri, Salmoniformes, Salmonidae. The record is from RefSeq and is a predicted model, not a curated record. Gene Ontology annotation, molecular function: protein binding.
UUCGUGCCAGGAUACUAUCAAUAUAAUAGCUUAUGCAAUUACUCAGUAAUAAUACAUUUUCAACAUCAUGACGUCCUCCCCAGAUCAUUUACUGACCUUAGAUCAGUUUCCAGGGGCAACUUCAUGCUACUCACACCAUCAACAGGCUGCCAUUGGACAGAUUUCGUCCUGAAGGCUGCUUUACCACAGUGCCCUCUAGUGUCCCCCCAUCUCAUACUCAAACAACCAUAUUAUUGCUCAAUACUGAGCCCGUCAGCUGACAAUGACAGUGCCCAAUGUUAAUAUCAUAACUACUUCUGACUCAUUCCUGGAUGCCAACUCACAGUCAGUCAGCGUGGACUGUGAAUGAACACCGGUCUGCAGGAACAGAGGCUACAAGAACCUUCAACAUUAGACCCGUACUUUUACUAGUAUCAUUAGUUUGAACAGCAGAGUUUGCUCUGAGAGGUUAGAGGAUGCACUGCGGUAUAUCCUGGUUUAUUCAUGUGCUUCUGUUCCUUUUAACUUCCUCUGUAUAUCUAAAUGGAUCCUGCUUGGAAUCAGCAGGCAGUAAACCUCCUCAGCCAAUAAUCGCUGAGCUGCGGGCUAAUGUUGCUACACAGAGCCUUGUGGUGAAGUGGCUGGUCAAUCACACUGGUUUAACAAGGGAAAGCGGUGAUACUUAUGAAAUACAGGUCGGACGCACUGACAACCUCACUAUCGUUCACAACAGCAAAGUGAGUAGCUGUCCUUUCGGUAGUAACUCCACGUUAACAUGGACCUGGGUGUCUACUCUGCCUUUACAAUGUGCUGACCAUUCAAUCAGAAUACGACGUUUCUGCAGCCAUGCAGACCCAAGUGACUGGAGCCAAUGGAAGACAAAUUAUGGUGCCCAAGACACAGUGGACAGAGUUUGGAAAAAGACCAAGAUGUUUCCCUACCAGCAGGUGUUAAAGGAAGGCUCCACUAUCUUGUUCUGCUGUGUCCCUCCUAGAGGCAUCCACGUCACCAAUAUGACCUUCAACUCCACCACCAGCUACCCCCUGAUCAACAUCACUCACAGAGUCACAGCCAUUGCUGUCCACAACCUAAACAUCACACAAGCAUCCGGCUCCGGGGUGUACUCCUGGUGUGAGGAUACAACAGAGAAGAGGAACAACUACUGCUCCAACUUCAUCAGCUUUUCUCCCCAGAGGCCGGAGAACCUGAGCUGCUGGACUGAGGACCUGAGAACUGUUAUCUGCACCUGGAACCCUGGUAGACCUGCUAACCUGUAUGAACCCUACAAACGCACACACACCCUUCACAUAAAGAACACUGUUGAGGAUCCUAUCAAGUGUGGUGAGUGGUUCUGCAGGUUCCAGGCUGUCCCAGGCUUAGAGUGGUAUCAUGUCUCAGUGAUAGUCAAAAACCAGCUAGGAGAGGAGAAACAAAGCUACAGCUUCAACAUCACUGACAGAGUGUUCCCAGUUCCAGAGGGAGUGAAAGUGAGUCCAGGGGUGACAGAAGCCAACGUGUCCUGGGUUGUGAGGGGGAACCUGUCUGGGGUGGAGCUCUUCUGCCAGGUCACAGCAGACCCAGUAGAGCCUAGGAGACCGACACACCUGGCUGCAGCAGCAGACCUACAGAGCACAUCCAUGCAUCAGGUGUGCAAUGGAGGCUCGGACGAACGUUGUGAUGUCAGCCUGGAGCAGCUCUCGCCCAACACCCGUUAUGCCACCCGGGCGCGCUGUGCUGUGAGAGGGAACCUAGAGGGAGAGUGGACACAACCCACGCACUUCACUACUUACCCCCUGGUGAGGCUGGAUGUGUGGAGGAGGGUCAGAUCGCUGUCCCAUGGUCAGCGCAACGUCACUCUGCUCUGGACCCCGCAAUUAAGUGGCUCGUCAUCUAGUGUUAAAAUCCAGGGCUACAAGGUACGCUGGAGGCAGGAGGGGUGCCAGUGGAUCCUGUGGAAGGACAGAGAGCAGACACAGACUGAGAUCUCCAUUGGCCCAGGGCAAUGUGACAUGAUCAUCCAGGCUGUUAUUCAGCCUGGCUCCUCCCCAGGCCACAUCACCAUACCUCCGGUGGAGAGAAAAGGUCAGUUAUCAACACCUUAUCAUUGGAAUGCCACGCGUGUGAGUGGGAGUGCCAGCGGAGGCUUCCACCUCAUCUGGAAAGAGCAGGAAGGUGUCACUUGUGGGCACACUGUGGAGUGGUGCACAGUAGGAAGCGGAGUUUCCUGCACCCUGCAAUGGAGGAGGGUGCCAGUGGGAAACACAUCAGUGUCCCUACCAGCAGGAGAUUUUAAAGCGGGUCAUAGGUACACCUUUGAUAUAUAUGGCUGCACUGACGAAGGAGACAAACUACUGGAGAUCCUCACUGGCUACUCCCAGGAACUCAAGCCUGUCCAGUCUCCCAGUCUGGUUGAGCCCAUUCGAACAACUUCCUCUUCUGUGACACUGGAGUGGCAUUACCAUGAGGAUGACCACUCUCACCCAGGGUUCAUCACUGGUUACUUGGUAACCGUGCACAAGACAGGGUCUCAGAGGUCACCAGGUCAUGUGCCAAGUCCUUUUACCAAGAUGGUGGCAGACCCCCACAAUAAGUCUCUAACCAUAGUAGGACUGCAGGAGCACCAGAAGUACACCUUCCAUCUGAGUGCACUCACUAAUGUUGGACCAGGCCCGCAUACUACUGUAACUGUCAAGACCCAGACAAUCCCCUCUAUUCUCCUGGCUAAGAUCUUAACUCCUCUACUGCUGCUGUUGGGGCUCGCCAUCCUCCUGUGUCUAUUCUGGAAAAUGCUGAGGAGUUGUAUAGUGGAGCUGUUUGGGUACCCAGCUGGGAUGAACAUCAAACCAAUUGAACUGGACCGCCACAUACAUGAGACCAGUGAAAGGCUGCGGUGUCUCAAGGUGGGGGACUGUGUCUGCAGUGACAUAGAGAUCCUGAGCGUCAGGCCAACCAUGUCAGAGAGGAUGCCUCUCAUUCACCCCAAACUCCCCCGCCUUUCUUCCUCUUCCACCACCAUUCCCUCCUCUUCAUUCUGCCCUGUGCACCCUUCCUCCUACUCUUUAUCCAUGUCUUCCUCCUUGCCCUCCCUCUCACCUUCCUGCCCAUCCUUUUCUACUCAACACCUGCACCAAAAAGGGUACUGUCCACAGUCACCCACAGAAGCCUGGGAUUGCUCAGUACAGACAAGCCUCACCAACAGAAGUUAUUUCCCCUCUGUGGGGGCGGAGCAAUCCUUUGAGCUGAAACCAAUCAGAGUCACAGACAGCAGUGACUUCUCCAGCUCACCAAUCAAGCUCUCCAAUCUCAUCACCAACGAGCCUUCUGAGGGGCCGCAGUUACGACCAGGGGCAUUAUUGGAGAAUAUUGAUGGAUACAUUACCACUGACUCAUUAGUUAAGUCAAUGACUGUAUAUAUGAAUGGACAAAGCCAUUGAUUACAUGACACCAUUCAUUCCUAUGUGAAGACUUAAUAGCGCACUGAAGCCAAAUUUAGUCAGUCAUGUAGACAUAACAUGCUCAGUUUGAGCUACUCCUGGAAGUGACUUUGCUGGUUAGCGUAGUGCUGCCCCUCUCAUUGAAUAACUCAACUUGAAGCCCGACCGGUGUUGGCUGCCAUUAGCAAUUAAAUUAUACUUCUAAAUCAAAUUGUAUUUGUCACAUGCACCGAAUACAACAGGUGUAGACUUUACCUUGAAAUGCUUACUUACGAGCCCUUAAUUUUAACCAACAAUUCAGUUAAAAAGUGAGAAAACAAUGUAACUAAGAAAGAAAAAAAUGGAAAUAGUAACACAAUAAAAGAACAGUAACGAGGAUAUACAGGGAGUACCGGUACCGAGUCAAUGUGCAGAGGUAUGAGGUAAUUGAGAUCAGUGGUGUACAGUAGUACUUAAGUCGUUUUUGGGGGUAUCUGUACCUUACUUCACUAUUUAUAUUUUUGGCAACUUUUACUUUUACUUCACUACAUUCCAAUAGAAACAAAUGUACUUUUUACUCCAUGCAUUUUCCCUGACACCCAAAAGUAUGUGUCACAUUUUGACAGGAAAAUGGUCCAAUUCACACACUUAUCAAGAGAACAUUCCUGGUCAUCCCUAAUGCCUCUGAUCUGGCGGACUCACUAAACACAAAUGUUUUGUUUGUAAAUUAUGUAUGAGUGUUGGAGUGUGCCCCUGGCUAUCUGUCAAAAAAAAAAUUGCAGUCUGUUUUGCUGAAUAUAAGGAACUUGAAAUGAUUUGUACUUUUAUUUUUUGAUAUAUUUUCGUGAUUACUUUGACUUUUGAUGCUAAAGUAUAUUUAAAACCAAAUACUUUUAGACUUUUACUAAAGUAGUAUUUUACUGGGUGACUUUCACUUUUACUUUAGUCAUUUUCUAGUAAGGUAUCUUUACUUAUACUCAAGUAUGACAUUUGAGUACUUUCUCCACCACUGAUUGAGAUAUGUAAAUGUAGGUAAGGGUAAAAGUGUCUAGGCAAUCAGGAUAGAUAAUAAACAGCAUAGCAGCAGCGUAUAUGAAGAGAGUGAAAGUGUGUCUAAGUGUGUGUUUGUGAGGCAUCAAUAUGUAUGUGUGUGAGCGUGAGCGUGUGUGUCUUGGAGUGUCAGUGUAGUAGGUGUGAGUGUGUACAGAGCCAAUGUAAGAAUGUCAGUGCUAAGUGAAGGGGGGGUAUAAUGCAAAUAGUCUGGGUUUUCCAUUUGAAUAACAGUCUUAGAAUCAGAUCAGGAGCCUGGGCCAAUUGUGCACCGCCCUAUGGGACUCCCGAUAACGGCCGGUUGUGAUACAGGCCGGGAUUGAACCCGGGUCUGUAGAGACGGCUCUAGCACCUCUGCGCCAUUCGGGAGGCCCCGGGACAGAAGAUUUUUAUGUGCUUCAGCACUCUGUGGUCCCGUUCUGUUAGCUUGUGUGGCCUACCACUUCGUGGCGGAGCCGUUGUUGCUCCUAGUUGUUUCCACUUCAAUAUAAAUAGCACUUACAGUUGACCAGGGCAGCUCUAGCGGGGCAGAAAUGUGAUAAACUGACUUGACGAACUGACUGACAAUGUUUCUCUAUGGAGAUUGCAUGUCUGUUUGCUCGAUUUUAUAUACCUGUCAGCAACGGGUGUAACUGAAAUGGCCGAAUCCACAAAUUUGAAGGCGUGUCCACAUACUUUUGUAUAUAUAGUGUACAUCUAUAUCUAUACAUCUAUAUCUAUGUAUAUAUAGUGUAUUAUUUUGUUUACACAAAGACAGACCACGAAGAUUGCUAUUUUUCCAUUCCCUAUAAUGUGGGUCCUGUUUUCUGCAAACAAUGCCUAAAGUACCCCGUUAUUCAGUGGGAGGGGACAGUCGUUUCCCCUGAGUUAAGUAGUCAGUCUGAUUCUGAAAGGUCAAGGGUCAAGAUCUGUUGGUGGGAUAUUUUGCUGGGAAGAUGACAAGAUGAUGUUUGUACAACGUGUAGGGUUCAAAUAACACUUUAAAUCAUUUGAGCUGCUCUGACAAAAGAGGGUUACACCAAAGUUUUUACUGUGGUUUUUAUGUUAUGGUGAUGUCCUGAUUUGUACUAGUGCCAUGCAGCCCAGAGUACUUCCAUUAUUUGAACCUGGACUGUGUGUUGUGUUUAGGGCAAUGAAUAAUGUGCAUAAUGCAUUCUAUUUAUAUUGUGAAACUAUAUCUCAUGUAAAUAGACUCAUUCACUUUCUCAGUUAAAGUAUGUUAAAUCCAUUAGUCAUGUUAAAUCCAUGCCAACAUCACUACCACACCAUCAGCUCCCAUGCUCUUAAGCAAAUAUGAUUGUCUGUAGAAAUGUAUACGUUAGCAUUUUGAGGACCUCCAGAUCUACACAGCUUACUCAAUACUCAUGUUACUCAUACUCCUCUCUCCACAUUGUCAAUCUGCAGUGCAGACUUUUGAAAAGGCUGUGGUUGUGAAACCGAGAGAAUGUUGCCUCAACAGGCUGAUUAGCGCACAUCCUCUCAGUAUCAAAUGGAUGAUCUAAGGGGAAAUGGCUCAAUACAAACCGCUGGGGUGAAUGUGAAUCGUAAAUGCAACUUCAAUAAUAUCUUUUUAAGGUCUAUCUAAGCUACUGUAUACUCUCACAUAGGGGCUAGGCUUGAGGGUUAAUUGUAGCCUAGAUUAUUUUUUAAACAGCCGUUACAGUUCAUAAACCAAAUAAAUAAAUUCAAGUGUUAUUUGUCACACGUGCCGAAUACAACAGGUGUAGACUUUACCAUGAAAUGCUUACUUACGAGCCCUUUACCAACAAUGCAGAGUUAAAAAGCAAGAAAAAAAAUGCAAAUAAAGAAAAAAAGGGAAAUAGUAACUCAAUAAAAUAACAAUAGCGAUGAUAUAUACAAGGAGUACCGGUACCGAGACAAUGUGCAGGGGUAUGAGAUAGUUGAGGUAAUUGAGAUAAUAUGUACACUACAGUUAAAAAGUUUGGGGUCACUUAGAAAUGUCCUUGUUUUUGAAAGAAAGCACUUUUUUGGUCCAUUAAAAUAACAUCAAAUUGAUCAGAAAUACAGUGUAGACAUAGUUAAUGUUGUAAAUGACUAUUAUAGCUGGAAAUAACAAUUUAUGGAAUAUCUACAUAGAAGUACAGAGGCCCAUUAUCAGCAACUAUCACUCUUGUGUUCCAAUGGCACGGUGUGUGAGCUAAUCCAAGUUUAUCAUUUUAAAAUGCUAAUUAGUCAUUAGAAAAACCUUUUGCAAUUAUAUUAGCACACUGAAAACUGUUGACCUGAUUAAAGACGCAAUAAAACUGGCCUUCUUUAGACUA